This is a messenger RNA of Plasmodium coatneyi, 756 nucleotides long. Its product is annotated as Palmitoyltransferase. NCBI's taxonomy places the organism in Eukaryota, Apicomplexa, Aconoidasida, Haemosporida, Plasmodiidae. Gene Ontology annotation, biological process: protein targeting to membrane; peptidyl-L-cysteine S-palmitoylation. Gene Ontology annotation, molecular function: protein-cysteine S-palmitoyltransferase activity. The transcript is spliced from 9 exons. Gene Ontology annotation, cellular component: endoplasmic reticulum; Golgi apparatus. The record is from RefSeq and is a predicted model, not a curated record. The coding region runs from base 1 to 756 and encodes 251 amino acids.
AUGGAGUCAUACGCUAUCUUAGGGCAGUAUUGUCGCGUGGGCUACGAUAGAAUUUUUUCCGUUCUACUUUUCGUAAGUGGUGCUUUAUCUUUUCUUGCAUGCUCCCUAAGUGACCCGGGCAAAAUAUCCCAUACGUCGCUGGAUAAACACCUCAAAUUUUACCCCUACGACGAAGUCAUUUUUCACCAAAACAACAAAUGCAGCACUUGUCAGAUGUUGAAACCUGCGCGAAGUAAACACUGUAAAUAUUGCUUGUCAUGUAUAUCUCGCUACGACCACCACUGCUUUCUGUUAAACAAUUGUAUCGGCGGAUAUAACAGCAUUUAUUACCUUAUUUUCAUUUGCACAAAUGCUACAAUUGCCUUUCAUUCCUUCUACAUAACUUUUCGCUGCCUAUAUAACAUCAUCAAAUAUGAAAACCUUCUCGAAGCCACGUUUAUACACAAGGGGAGCAACCAGGAGAUGCCGAAUUCCUGCGUAACGAUCGUUCGGUACCUGUUUUCCAAAUGCACCCCCACCUUCUCCGUGUUUGUGGUAUCCCUGCUUAGCGCCUCCCUUUUAGCGCUCCUUUUUUCGCAUGAAAUUUAUUUAAACUUCUGCGUGAACAUCACCAACAAUGAGAAGAAAAAGUACGUCAGUUUGAAGGGCGAUACUCCUGUGAAUAGGCAGUUUUACAAUAAAGGGUUCAUAAAAAACGUGCAGGACGUGUUGUUUUACAAAAAAAACGUGGAGGAGUUUUUUAAAAAAAAUUCAUAA